This is a messenger RNA of Pezoporus flaviventris, 2361 nucleotides long. It is a transcript of the gene CDT1, whose product is annotated as chromatin licensing and DNA replication factor 1. Gene Ontology annotation, cellular component: nucleus. The record is from RefSeq and is a predicted model, not a curated record. NCBI's taxonomy places the organism in Eukaryota, Metazoa, Chordata, Aves, Psittaciformes, Psittacidae. The transcript is spliced from 10 exons. Gene Ontology annotation, biological process: mitotic cell cycle; regulation of DNA-templated DNA replication initiation; DNA replication checkpoint signaling. The coding region runs from base 3 to 1856 and encodes 617 amino acids. Gene Ontology annotation, molecular function: DNA binding; DNA polymerase binding.
CCAUGGCCCAGCUCCGCCUCACCGACUUCUUCACCCGCACGAAAGCGGCCGCCUCAGCCCCGGUCAAGAGCAGCAGCAGCAGCGGCGGCCGCCGGCUGAAGGCCGCCAUUGACGGUGCCCCGGAGCCGCCGGAGGAGCGGUGCGGGGAUGAGGCGCUGCUGCCCCGCUCACCGCGCACCCCAGCUCGCGGAGGGACCCCGGCGCUGCGGGGCCUGGCCGGCAGGAAACGGAGCCGCCGUGAGAUGGAAGCGGAGCCGGAGGCCGGAGCCCGGCCCAUGGGGUCGAGCGGGAGAGCGGUGCGGAAGAGGCUGGAGCUGCACCGGGAUGCGGAGCCGCGGCCGGUGGCUGAGGCCCCCAGCCCCUCGCCUGCUCGUCCUCUGUCCCCUCCUGCACAGGACCUGGCAGCAGAGCCCCCUGCCAGCACCACGCACUCCCCCGGCCAUGGGCAGGAUGGGGCAGCACAGCAGCCCCACACGGCCCCCCCGGGGACAGCCGGGCGCCUGCAGCGGGAGGACGUGGCCGGGCUGCAGAGCCGCCUGCUCGGGAUGAAUUUGCUGCCGCCGGGGACCAUCCCUGCGGGGACCAGCGCCGACCUUCGGAGCCGGCUGGAGCGGGUCCGGCAGCUGGAGCUGCGGGUCCGGCAGAGGAGAGCGGGCAGCGGAGGCGCAUCCGGAGCGCAGCCGCACAGGGACACCAAGGAGGCGGCUCCUGCGGCCGAGGCUGGCAGGCAGAAGGCCCCCGCGUACCAGCGGUUCCACACGCUCGCACAGGACGUGCCCCCGGGGCUCACGCUGCCCUACAAGUACCGGAUGCUGGCGGAGAUGUUCCGCACCGUGGACACCAUCGCCGGGAUGCUCUUCAACCGCUCCGAGACCAUCACCUUCGCCAAGGUCAAGCAGGGCGUGCAGGACAUGAUGCACAAGCAGUUUGAGGAGCGGCACAUGGGGCAGAUCAAGACGGUGUAUCCCACCUCCUACAAGCUGCGCCAGGAGAAGAACAUCCCCUCUUUUGGCAAGAAGAAGUCUGACUAUCAGCUCACACUGGAACCAGUGCUGGAGGAAGAGGAGAAGGUGGACGGGCGCCUGCACUUGUCGGCAUCGCGGCUGCUGGAGCGCAGGAAGGAAUUCAACCACAACCUGGUGAACAUCGUCAAGCAGCACCACAAGGCAUUCCUGGCUGCCCUCAGCCCGCCCAUGGUGGUGCCGGAGGAGAAGCUGACGCGCUGGCAUCCCCGCUUCAACGUGGACGAGGUGCCGGACAUCAUCCCUGCUGAGCUGCCGCAGCCGCCACAGGAGGACAGGGUCACCACGGCCCAGGAGGUGCUGAGCAGGGCUCAGGGGGUUCUGAGCCCCAAGAUGGAAAAAGCUCUUGCCAACCUGGCCUUAAGAACCGCUGAAGCCGGAGCAGGGGAACCAGUGGUUUCCAAAGCACCGGCCCCUGCCAGCACCUCCAGUGCUCUCAAAGGGGUGUCCCAGGACCUGCUCGAGAGGAUCCGUGCAAAGGAGGCGCAGAAGCUGCAGGCGCUGAUGAUGCGGGAUGCGCAGCAGGAGCGGCGGAUCGGGAUGCUGCGGCGCCUGCCGGCCAUGGCCCGCAUCCUGCGCAACAUCUUCGUGGCCGAGAAGAAGCAGGCGCUGACCAUGGAGGUGGUUUGUGCCCGCAUGGCCGACAGCUACGACGAGCAGAUGCCUCCGGGGGAGAUGGAGAAACACUUGAAGCUCUUGGCAGAGCUGUUGCCCAACUGGGUGGGCAUCCACACCAUCAGGACGGACACCUACGUCAAACUGGACAAAGGGCAGGACCUCGGGAUCAUCGCCGAGAGGCUCACCAAGGUGGUGAAGGAGGCAGAAACCCUCUGAGCCCCGCCAGGGUGGAGGCUUCCCCCGUGCAGUCUCCUGUCAAUGUAGCAGAUCCCAGUGGGAUCCGAUGUGGGUUCAUCCUCAGGGAUGUCUGAGAACAAAGCGCCUUAACUUAAUUCCUCUGGCAGGGUCCAUGAGGACCGUAGCUCUCCUAACCCUCAAGCUGAAGGCAGGCAGUCCUGCAGCCUUGGUGACAGUGCAGGUGGUGGAGAGGAGCUGUAGUAACCUCUCCUCAGCUCUGUUGUAUUCUCCCUAAGGUUUGAUGCAGGAGGUUUCUUCCAUUAACUGGGCUCUGUUGGGGGGGAGGCAGGGUUGAGAGGGGUGACGAGUCAGGAAAGGAGUGAGAGAAGAAGUCACAAGUGGAUGUUUUUGGAGCUCUGGGCCUUGUUCUGUUUUUUAAGGGAGGGAAAAACGCAUCCCCCAGCACUCGCUGGAAACAACUACAGGACUUGUCAAAACACAUUUGUAUUAAAUGUUUUAAAUAUAGCUGACUUGCGUUAACCCA